Molecule: messenger RNA, 1119 nt
Organism: Symbiodinium natans
Lineage: Eukaryota; Dinophyceae; Suessiales; Symbiodiniaceae
Source: the annotation of a GenBank genome assembly
AUGGAUUUGGCGCGACUCUUCACCAAAAUUCAGUGCUGGUCAUGCCAGUGUGGAGACUCGGAGGAUCCGGUCGAACAGAAGGUCCCCGUCACAGCUAUGGAGUUCCGCUUCCAUCAUUUUCCCGAUGCCAGAGAACGCAGAUACAGCGAGAGCUCACAGGGCGGGACAAGCGAGCUCGCAUCGGAAACCCACCAGAACAAGCUGAGCCCACGAGAGCUCCAGCGGCAGGAGCUUAAGCAGCUUAUGAGGAAAUUUGCAACUCGUGGUAUGGACGGAGUUCCGAUCCAACUCUUCGACGAGUUGUCUGGCUCCGUCCGCCCGGGAAUGUAUCAGAUCGAUGACCUUUUGGAGUACAUUCGCCUUGCGCCGGAGGAGACAGCUGACAGUGCACCAUACGCGGGACCUGAGCACAUUGCCUACAUUUGUCAGGUCGUUGCGGUUGCUUCUGGUGAAGAGUGCGCCGUUCACGUGGAGUCAGGUGCCUGGAACCAGCUGACCAGUGCUGACCAGGCUCGUUUAUUGGUGCUGGUGUAUCACACCCAGCCCCAUGGGAGCCUGCCAUCAGUGGACUGCCGGAAGGUUUGCUUCUUGGAAAGCGAUGCAGCCAGCUGCCAAAUGUUUGCGAUGUGCGUGAGGAUCCUACGCCGCUAUAUGGAGGAUGCCAGGCAAAGCCGGCACAAUCGGUUGGAGGAGGCUCUGGCCGUGCUGCAGGAAGGCCAGAAGAUGUACGCCACACAGCAGAAAGUAAUGGACACGCAGCAAGAGAAAAUUGAGCGGCUGUGUCGCAGCAAACCUAGUGGCACGCAAAAAGCGGCCCAGCAGGAUGGCCCGAGGGAGGAGGCCAAGGGCGAAGCACGCCCCCAAGCAGGGGCCAAAGCCUGGGCCAAGGCCCAGGCGGCUCGUGCGGAGAAGGCGGAGGCUGCAAACGAGGAAAGCGAGGAGGAUCCUGCGGAAGAUGAGAACGAGUUUCUUGGUAUGGACACUCGGGAAGCAGAGCAGAUGAUCGCUGCGCUGCAGGCGCUACUUGCGGAGAAGGAACAAAUACACCAACAAUUACUGAAUGAGCAGGCUGAUGCCGAAAAGAGACUGCAAGCACUGCGAGAGAUGGGUUCGGCGUAG